AUGACUUCUGCGGUGACAAAUACCGCAAUGAUCGAUGAUGAUAUAACAUCUAAUACAUAUAAACGACGUCGUUCAUCGAUAGUAUCAUCAAAUAAUGAACCUUCAAUUGAACAAUCGCCGUCAAAACGCGUUCGUUCAUCAUCUCCAUCAACAAAUCUUCAAACAAUGUUUUCAUGUUUAAAUAAUAUUGUUCAAUCACAUCGUAGUCUUGUUCGAGAAUAUAUUGAUUUACAAAUGCGUGAUCGAACAGAUUUAUCCAUAGAUGAACAACGUUUUAUUAAAGCUGAAGAAGAUCUUAUUGAAAAAGUUGAAAAAAAUCUUCAAGAUAUAAAUAUAUCAUUAACAUUAAAAAAUAUUCCAAGUAAAUUACCACCAGUUGAACGUGUUAAACAUGAAAAUGAUAUAUUAAAACGUAUUGAUGAAUUAAAAUCAAAUGGUAAAUGGUCAAAUCAACGUUUAGUUAAAUUUCUUGAACCAAAAAAAACGUAA
Adineta steineri is the source of this 489-nucleotide messenger RNA. The record is from the annotation of a GenBank genome assembly. Lineage: Eukaryota; Metazoa; Rotifera; Eurotatoria; Adinetida; Adinetidae.